AGUGAAGGAGCUUUAGGUUUUGUUCAUUUAAAUCUUGCAAUAAUGACGUUCGGAAUUCCAAUGUUUGGAAUGAUGACAUUCGUUAUUCCAAUGUUAGGAGUGAUGACAUUCGGAAUUCCAAUGUUUGGAAUGAUGACAUUUGAUAUUCCAAUGUUUGCAGUGAUGGCAUUCGGUAUUCAAAUGUUCGGAGUGAUGGCAUUCGGUAUUCAAAUGUUCGGAGUGAUGGCAUUCGGUAUUCAAAUGUUCGGAGUGAUUACAUUCGGUAUUCAAAUGUUAGGAGUGAUGACAUUCGGUAUUCAAAUGUUCGGAGUGAUGGCAGUCGGUAUUCAAAUGUUAAGAGUGAUGACAGUCAGAAUCAAAUGUUUGGAGUGAUGGCAUUCGGUAUUUAAAUGUUCGGAGUGAUUACAUGCGAUAUUCCAAUGUUAGGAGUGAUGACAUUCGGAAUUCCAAUGUUUGCAAUGAUGACAUUCGAUAUUCCGAUGUUUGUAGUGAUGACAUUCGGUAUUCAAAUGUUAGCAGUGAUGACAUUCGGUAUUUAAAUGGUAGGCGUGAUGGCAUUCGGUAUUCAAAUGUUCGGAGUGAUUACAUUCGGUAUUCCAAUGUUAGGAGUGAUGGCAUUCGGUAUUCAAAUGUUAGGAGUGAU
This is a messenger RNA of Porites evermanni, 643 nucleotides long. The record is from the annotation of a GenBank genome assembly. Lineage: Eukaryota; Metazoa; Cnidaria; Anthozoa; Scleractinia; Poritidae.